AUGCCGCUGGAGGCUUCUCGGAGGUGGAUUAUCGUGCCGAGCACGAUUCCGACUCCUAGGGCUUGCAAUAUGUUGGUGACGAGCAAUUGUUUUGUUCUAUUGAAUUCAGUAGCAUACUCAAUUUCAGACAAAUUUCGUAGGGGUGUAGAAGCUGGAUCUGAUAGAAUUAGGAGGUUCAAGGGAUCAAUAAGAUCUUUCUCUUUGAAGAGGUUUUUGACAGAUGAUGAGGGACCUAGGAGGAAAACUCUUGAUCCUCAAGGACCAUUUCUUCAGAAAUGGAACAAGAUUUUUGUCUUGUCUUGUCUGAUUGCUAUCUCCUUGGAUCCCUUGUUUUUCUACAUUCCUAUUAUCAAUGGAGAAAAGAAAUGCCUUGAUUUGGACGAGAAAUUGGAGAUUGUUGCUAGCAUUCUACGAUCUUUUACGGAUAUCUUUUAUCUCACACAUAUUAUUUUCCAAUUUCGUGCCUGUUUCAUUGAUCCUUAUUCACGUGUAUUUGGAAGAGGAGUCCUAGUUGAAGAUUCCUGGAAAAUAGCAAAAAGAUAUCUCACAUCAUACUUUAUAAUUGAUAUUCUCACAGUUCUUCCACUUCCGCAGAUUGCAAUUCUCAUCAUCAUUCCAAAGAUGAGGGGAGCAAGAUCUUUGAACACCAAGAAUUUGUUGAAAUUUGUGGUUUUAUUUCAAUAUAUACCAAGGGUUCUCCGGGUCUAUCCUCUGUAUAAAGAAGUCACAAGAACUUCUGGCAUACUUACUGAAACAGCAUGGGCUGGAGCUGCCUUCAACCUUUUCCUUUACAUGCUUGCCUGUAAGUCUAUCUAA
Messenger RNA from Salvia hispanica, 816 nucleotides. NCBI's taxonomy places the organism in Eukaryota, Viridiplantae, Streptophyta, Magnoliopsida, Lamiales, Lamiaceae. The record is from RefSeq and is a predicted model, not a curated record.